This is a messenger RNA of Mytilus trossulus (common blue mussel), 1272 nucleotides long. Its product is annotated as protein mab-21-like 3. The record is from RefSeq and is a predicted model, not a curated record. The coding region runs from base 1 to 1272 and encodes 423 amino acids. Lineage: Eukaryota; Metazoa; Mollusca; Bivalvia; Mytilida; Mytilidae. The transcript has a single exon.
AUGGAUAAUAUAAUGUUAAAUAAAUUUUACAAAGACAAAGUGAUGAUUACAACACACAAUAUAAGAGAAAACGCAGCUUUUGUGAAUUCCAUUGUCAGAGAAAUCUUGGAGUACGUUCAUAAUUUAGACAGACGCUUUAAAAAACAACCAUUUUAUGUUGGAAGCUUUUAUACUGAUCUUAAAGUGUCUCGAGCAGAUGAGUUUGAUUUUUGUGUAAUUUUGGAUGUAGGAUCAACUCUCGAUUGGACGCAUAGUCCGUAUCCUUUUUAUGGAAUUCAAAGAAAUAAAGAAAUAGCUCGUACAUCGACACAAGUGCGUUGUCCUCCAAUUGAAAACAAAUCUACACAGAUCCCAGAACAUAUACAAAAUUCAAAUAGUACACGUAUUAGUGAAGGAUUGGCUUGCCAUAAAUGUCAUAGAAAAAUGGAAGUAGCUAGAACAUUGACACAACAGCCUUGUCCCCCAGCUGGAAAAACCUUUGUACGGAUACCAGGUCAAAUACCCAAUUGGAACAAUGAACGUUUAAAUGACGGUCUGGCCUGUUUGACAAUUGAUGAAUACCUAAUAUCUUUAAAUGUUAAAAGAUGGUUUAAAGCACUCGUCAGUGAAGCAUUUGUGAUACCUAGAAUACGCCAAUAUGUCAACGUGGAUAGAUUAUCCGAUUCACCUGCAACUACAUUGAUGAUUAAACAUCCAACUACAGACGAAAAGAUAAGCGUCGAUCUUGCACCUCUCAUUGAAGGACACAUUCCUUUCAGCAUAGCGUUUGGUUGGCCCAGACCAGGAGCAAGAUGGCCAACCUGUACAAAGAUUCAAGAGAUAAAAACUGAAGGAAUACACUUAGUUGCUAAAGAUCCAGAGUACUGGUCUCUGUCGUUCGUCAUAUGUGAACAGAAACUGCUAGAUGGUGCCGACUUGGGUGGAACCUGUCGUAAAAAAAGUCAACGCAUUUUGAAAAAACUUAGAGAAAUGUGGUGUUCGCAAGGAUCAAGACAAGAAUUUACUUCGUACCAUCUCAAAAAUAUUCUUUUCUGGGAAUGUGAAAUUCAUCCAGAUGAUUCGGAAUGGACUGAUGAAAAACUUUCUUUAAGAGUUGCUUCAAUGUGUUACAGUAUCAUUUAUCACAUACUAAGAGGCAAUCUGCCUCUCUAUUUCCAUACGAGGAUCAAUUUGUUGGAAAAAAAGGACUGGAAUGCUCUACGCAAGGUUGUACAGAACAUUUUUAGGUUUUUGAAAAAUCCAGAUCAGUUUUUGGUUCCAAAUAUGUUGUGA